This is a messenger RNA of Chara braunii, 3080 nucleotides long. The record is from the annotation of a GenBank genome assembly. Lineage: Eukaryota; Viridiplantae; Streptophyta; Charophyceae; Charales; Characeae.
AGAGAGAGAGAGAGAGAGAGAGAGAGAGAGAGAGAGAGAGAGAGAGAGAGAGAGAGAGAGAGAGAGAGAUGGAUCUCAGCGAGUUUUUGAAGGUGCUUAGCAUGGUCCGAGGUCGGUCGUUCUUGAUGCGGAUAGAGGAGGAUCUGAUCAAAUUCGUGGAGACGAAGAGCCGUAAUCGAUCUGGCGAUGGCGGUCCAGAGGGGAGCUCUGGCUAUGGCUGUCGUGAUGAGGGAGGGCGUGAAAAGCAGGCUAACGAGUGCAAGCUUGGCAGGAAUGACGACUAUGUUGUUGAUAGCAGCUUGAGCGGACCGUCGAAGGAAUCGAUGGAUGGCGCAAAGAUGGCGGGGGAGAGCGGAGGAAAGGGGAACCUCGAGCGCGCGGCUGCGCCCCCCCCCCCGCCGCCACCGCCACCGCCACCGCCACCGGCGGAGGAAAGCGCAAGCGCUGGGAAGAAGCGGGGAAUCAAGAGCGUCCAUUGCCGAAUGACAGACUCUGUAGUGAUACCUUUGCUGCGAUGCUAUGACUUCAUCCCAUCUGCUGUGGAUCAUGCUGAUGAUGUCGGCGCUAAUUGGCUGCUGCACAAUGACCACUCCCAAUCGGCCACAACUGGAGUUGAGGAUGAGCGGCAAGAGGUCUCCGGCAGUGGCAGCGUUCAGAAAACGCCGGGUCACAGAAGAGGUGCCGUAGCAUCCAUUACAGGUGGAGGGACAUGGGCACGGGCUUUGGCAGGAAUCAAGCCACGUGGCACUGCGCCCAAUCUGGGAACAAUUGUACCAAAGCUGCAGGCGGAAGGUUCUGGGAACAUUUGCGCAUCCCUGGCAUAUCAUGAGGAGAGAAAGGGCAUCGCUGAGGUAACACGGCAAGCAGACGAAACCUGCAGCAGCACCGUCUCCCAAGGAAUGUUCACUCCAGAGGGAAGGAGACGGAGGGGUAGGGGUGAAUUCUUGUAUCAUAAUGAUAGAAAAGAGCAUGAUUGGAUGGACAGCGACACACGCGAAGCGAGCAGUGGGGCAUCGAUGGAGGGAGUGCAUUCCUCAGGGAAGCGAAGGAAGAGACGAGAAGUCGGCGAAGAACCAAGCUGGUCUGUGGAUGACCCAUCGGGAAGAGGGGACUCCAAACGCAACGGGAGAAGCGAGGGAGGGGAUUCAGAGGGCAGGAAGAGGAGAGGGAGGGGUGCAUUUCUAUUCGAAGAAACAACAGCAGGCGAAGUCGUCGAGAAUGUCGCCCCCUCGCGAGGCCGCAUCGAAGAUAGAUGGGGGGAUGUCGAAGCCGUCUCUGGUAACGGAGAGAGACGGUCUUCGAUUGACGGACGCGAUGAUGGCCGACGAAGCAGAAAUGAAGACGAGCCAGUUGUCGUGCGACGUAAGGGGCGGGGCGCAUUCACUUACGUAUUUGACAAGAGCGAAAAUGACAGCUCUCUGAGACGAGAGUCGGCGGAGAGAAGUGAUCACGUUCCAAAAAAUGAAGACGGCGGCGGGCCAACGACAUUGCAAGUAGUCAGCUCUUUUUCUGAUGACACCCCCAGAGAGGGAAAGCGGGGGGGGGGAGCAGAGCAAAGCACAGAUUUAGGUAUUUGGCAGUCGAGGGACAAGUGGAGAAAAGGCGUCACGGAUGACAGAGCUGGAGCGGAUUGCAAACCAGGGAUGGAAGGUACGGCGGGGGGCACGGAGGACGGCGGCGGAAAUCGGAGCAUCAGAAGACGUGGUCGUGGCAUGUUCCGUUACGGUGAUGUUACCCUUGCCAGCGAGGAGCCGGAAACAAGACUAGCUGACCAGACUGCGGCGGAUGACAACCGUCACGUACGUCAGAGCGGUGGAGAAGCGCUUCCAGAGAUGAGAAGUAAGAAGGAAGCAGAGCAGCGUGGUGCCACAGGUGCUGGAACUAUGGGUGGGCGGAUUGUUGAGGGAAGAGAUGGCCGUGGCCUGACGGAAGGAAACCGGGCCUUGCCACAUAUGGACAAGGACGAUGAGGCCGUGGUUGUGCGUGGUGAGGGAGACGAGGAAGAAAGAGAAGAAGGAGAGCUGAUCGAAGAAGCGGAAGAGAAAGAAAAGGAGGACGUCUUGGGAGAAGGGAGGGCAAAGCGGGGUGGAGGUAGUAAUGCAACAACAGAUGCUCAGGGUGAGAAAAAGCGGAGAGCGAAGAGCGAAUGGGUGGAAGACGAUGAAGAAGAAGUUGAGUUGUUCCAUAACUACGACGACCAUGACGCCGAUUUGUCGAGGAUUACAGACCCGUCUGAAGAGAAGUGCAAGGUUGUUGGAGGCAAUUUGAGUCCUAGACGAGUGUGCAAGGCCCUACCCGAAUGCACCCGUGUUUACGCUGUUGGACCCACGCAAGCAGUUGCAGUUAUGGAAUCGGUCAGACGCGCGGAGCAAUUGGUAGAUAUGAAGGAGAAAGGCAGGUGGGAACCUUUGACAACAGAUACCCUUACCAAGGAGGAGGAGGAGGAGGAGAUCAGCAGAGGAGGAGUGGGUGGUGACGAAAGAGGAGCGGAGAAGAACGGGGUGGCGACGAUUUUCAGCAAGAAUGGCACUGGAGAUUCUCCAUCGCUGCACGAAGAAGGCAUCACCGCGCUGCAUCCGUUUGAGGAGGCAAGUGAUGAGAUCUGGCGUGCUUGUGGAUGGCCGCGGAGGGGUUCGCGACGAAUGCGUGUGGCCACGCAAGUCCUUCGAGGUGUUUUAAGGACAUAAGGGUGCAGUUAUUCUGUCACCACAACUCACCAGGGUAAAGUUUGUAAACUCAGGGGCUCCUUUUUUUUUCGACCCCCCCCCCCCUUCAGUGAAGGGCCCUUCGCCGCCACUAUCAUCCCCAACUUCAGGGGCAUAUGGCUAACGCGUCUAGUCAACAUAUUGGCAUAUUGCCAGUGGAAUGCAUCUGGUCAACAUAUUGGCAUAUUGCCAGUGGAACGCAUCUAGUCAACAUAUUGGCAUAUUGACAGUGGAAUGCAUCUGGUCAACAUAUUGGCAUAUUGCCACUCGAAUGCAUCUAGGCAACAUAUUGGCAUAUUGACAGUGGGAUUUUGUGGAAGCCUGAAAGGAUCAUUCAGGGGGUCUUUUUAUAAAAAACAAAUUGGACCCCCCACA